This is a messenger RNA of Zootermopsis nevadensis, 2849 nucleotides long. Its product is annotated as esterase E4. NCBI's taxonomy places the organism in Eukaryota, Metazoa, Arthropoda, Insecta, Blattodea, Termopsidae. The record is from RefSeq and is a predicted model, not a curated record.
CACGUGGAGGAGUAGUUAUCUUCAGCGCCCGAACCACUUUUUCUUUUAAACACUUUUUGGCGUUCCUUAGAAAAGUAUGAACGCAAACUUUUUAUUUUGUUUUUCACACUCUUCACGUCGAUGUUUAACUUGCUGCUCAUCUCAGUCAAAGCAUCGCUACGUUUUGUUUUAUUAGUGUAGUCUCGAUGGUUGUGGUCCCAUAACAGUUGAAACGACCUGUAAAUGUCGAUAAACAACAAAGUUUCUUCUUCAGAAGACGCCAUCUUGAGAAUGAGACGCACGGCGUGUUGAACCAAAACCCACUCAGGCUGGGAACACGUGCAAUGAGGCAUGCGCUGCUAAAACUGCUGCCGUUCAACUCUCUUCAGGCAUGCGUAGACGCAUGCGUUACGUGCGCUAUUGCUAGCGCUAUAACGCAUGCCAUUGACGAACGUAAAAGCGCACGAGUGUAGACAUAGCUUAACGACGUCAACUAAAGAGGCAGACCGAGACUGAGAUGGAAACAGGUCUAGAAAGACGUCACACAGAAAGAGGAAAGAACAUGGAAGUAAUGGAGGAGGUGUGGGAAGACAAAGAUAGAUGGAAAGGCUUAGAUGUCAGAAGACACAAAAUUGGAGACAUUUUAGGAAGAAGAAUCCCAACUCAGCACCUAGGGUGUGAUAUUACUUUGUUCCGGGUCUACUGUUCAUUUUCGCAUCCAAAAUAUCAGGAAAGCAAGAUAUGUUACACCGUCACGUUGGAUGCAUUGAGAAUCUAUAUUUAGAGAGCGUGGGGACCUGUCUUUAUUGCUGGCGUAGACACCUCGUCAGUCGGGAAUGGUGUAAUCUAUGGUGGUCAGGAAGAUCUGACGACACACAAACAUGGAAGAAACAGUUACUGCAGUUACAGUGAGUGUCGCACAGGGAGAUCUGAGAGGAACGGAAGUGACGACUAAACUGGGAACAACUUACAACACUUUUAAAGGUAUUCCGUACGCCAAGCCGCCUUUGGGAUCCCUCAGAUUCCGGGCACCGCAUCCUGCUGAUUCAUGGGAAGGAAUUCGCGACGCCCUCACCGAGGGCUCCGUCGCCCCACAGAUAGACGACGUCGUGGCUGAUGCAUACUUAGGGGAGGAAGACUGUCUGUACCUCAAUGUUUAUACUCCUAAGCUUCCUUCAAAUUCUGGAGAUGACCUAAAGGCGGUGAUGGUUUGGAUCCAUGGUGGUGGCUUUUAUAUGGGGUCAGGAAACACGCAAAUCCAUGGGCCAGACUAUCUAGUAGCUGGGGAUGUCGUUCUAGUCACUUUCAAUUACAGACUGGGAGCACUAGGGUUUCUCAGUACGGAAGAUUCUGAAACCUCGAGUAACAAUGGCCUGAAGGACCAGGUGAUGGCUCUGCGCUGGGUUCAGCAAAACAUUGCGCAGUUUGGGGGUGAUCCUGGCAACGUCACCAUCUUCGGUGUCAGUGCUGGAGGAGGCAGUGUGCAUUUCCACCUGCUCUCUCCCAUGUCUGCAGGACUGUUUCAUCGAGCUAUCGCCAUGAGUGGCGUGGUCCUAAACCCAUGGGCUCUGAUUGAGGAGCCACGUGACAGGGCAUUCCGACUGGGUGCAGCACUGGGCUCUAAGGCUACAAACAGCAAGGAACUGGUGGAAUUUCUACGGACAGUACCAGCACAGCAAUUAGUAGAAGACAUUGUCAAGGCUCAGACUCCUGAGGAAAAAGCCAGUCAACUCCUGUUCUUUGCCCCUACUCUUGAAACAGGGGCUCAACAAGGAGAAGAGGUGUUUCUAACAGGAAAACCACUUGACCUGAUGCAAGAGGGAAGAUUCCACAAAGUUCCUUUCAUGUCUGGCAUCACUUCCCAAGAAGGAAUGCUUAUCAUGCGAGCUGUGUUUAAAAACCCAACAUUGUUAAAUGAACUUAACAACAACUAUGAAUACUUUGUUCCUUCAACAAUGAAACUUAAGCAGAAAAGUGCUAAGUCUCAAGAAAUUGCUCGUAAAAUAAAACAUUUCUACUUUGGAGACAAACCUGUUUCAAGAGAAACAUUGCAGCCGUUGUUUGACCUCUUCAGUGACAUUUAUUUCAUCACUGGAAUUAAGAAGAGCAUUGAGCUGCAAUUGCAACAUUCUGACACACCGAUAUAUUUUUACGAAUUUUCAUUUGAUGAAAAGUUGGGAAUGAUUGAAAAGUAUCUAGGUGAUUCUACUAUAGCAGGUGUGUGUCACGGCGCUGAAGUAGCGUACUUGUUCAAAGCAUUUUAUGUCAAUGACGACAAGCUCGAUCCAAACACUGACUACAUGAAGACUGUCGCUAGAAUGGUAAAGAUGUGGACCAACUUUGCUAAAACUGGGAACCCAACUCCCAAGAUCGAUCCUUUGCUGGGAGUAACCUGGACUCCAGUCACAAAGGGUGAACUUAAUUAUCUGAACAUUGACAAGGAACUUACUAUGCAAAAGGACAUUGCUAAGGAUCGUGUGGCCUUUUGGGAAGAGCUUCAAUCAUUUCUGUGAUAAAUGUAAAUAUUUCAGUAUUAAAACAAAUUAAAAAGCUUUAAGUAAAUAUAUAAGCUAUUAUAUGUACAAACACAUAAGAUGUAAAUACAUUUAUACCACACAAAUUAUAAUCUGCUUCAUAUCUGUAUAUUAGUUAUGAUAAAUUGUUUUCAUAUAAAUAAUAUAAGGAGAGAUUACACCAACUUAAUUGUACGUAGUAUAAAGUUAAUGUAUAAGUAGUGAUUCCCAAACCUUACUGCCUGCAAAAUCCUUCCAAUUUCAAAAUAUGGCAAUGACAUUCCAAAAUAAUCAACAACGUAAGUGUAAAAAAGUGGUCGGUGGUGCAAAAUAAAAUAAAGACAAUACUAAUUCAUA